CAACAUCAAUCAAAAAUGGCUUUGAAUAUGAAUACUCCAAAUAUCAAUAAUAUUAAUAGCAUUAAUAAUAAUAUUGCUAAUAAUGUUUCGAAUAAUAAUAAUAAUAAUAUUCGAGCAAAUCAACAUCAAAGAUCACAACCAUCAUCAACAACAACAAUAACAUCAUUAAUAACAAAACUGCAACAAUCAUUUAGUGAUGCUAUGUCAACACAGAAAACAACAGUUGAUCGAAGAAAUUUUGAAAAAACUUAUAAAAAUAUGAAUAAGGUUGUCAAACUUUGUCAACAUAGCCGAAUGAAUUUAAAAAAUUCACCACCAUUUAUAUUGGAUAUUUUACCUGAAACAUUUCAACAUUUAACCACUGUUUAUAGUAAACAUGAAGAUCGUUUAAAUAUUUUAGAUGAAAAUGAAUAUUUUCGUAUAUUUUUAGAAAAUUUAAAUAAAAAAUGUAAACAAGCUAUAAAAUUAUUUAAAGAAGGAAAAGAAAAAAUGUUUGAUGAAACAAGUACCUAUCGUCGUAAUCUAACCAAAUUAUCAUUGGUAUUUAGUCAUAUGUUAUCCGAGCUUAAAGCCAUAUUUCCAAAUGGUUCAUUUGCAGCCGAUAAUUUUCGUAUAACAAAAUCGGAUGCAGCUGAUUUUUGGAAAAAUUCAUUCGGUGAUCGUACUAUUGUACCAUGGAGAUUUUUUCGACAAGCAUUACAUCAAACUCAUCAGAUUAGUUCAAGCCUAGAAGCAAUGGCAUUAAAAUCAACUAUCGAUCUUACCUGUAAUGAUUAUAUUUCCAAUUUUGAAUUUGAUGUUUUUACCAGACUUUUUCAACCAUGGUCAACAUUGCUAAAAAAUUGGCAAAUAUUAGCCGUAACACAUCCUGGUUAUGUUGCCUUUCUUACAUAUGAUGAAGUAAAAGCACGUUUACAAAAAUAUAUUAAUAAACCAGGAAGUUAUGUAUUUCGAUUAUCAUGUACAAGACUUGGUCAAUGGGCUAUUGGUUAUGUAACACCUGAUGGUAAUAUUUUACAAACAAUACCACAAAAUAAAUCACUUUGUCAAGCAUUAUUGGAUGGUUAUCGUGAAGGAUUUUAUCGAUAUCCAGAUGGACGAAAUAUAAAUCCUGAUCUAACAUUAGCUGUAACAUCAAUGCCUGAAGAUCAUAUUCGUGUUACCCAGGAACAAUAUGAAUUAUAUUGUGAAAUGGGAUCAACAUUUCAAUUAUGUAAAAUAUGUGCCGAAAAUGAUAAAGAUAUUCGUAUUGAACCAUGUGGUCAUUUAUUAUGUACACCUUGUUUGAAUGCUUGGCAGGAUACUGAAGGUCAAGGAUGUCCAUUUUGUCGAGCUGAAAUUAAAGGAACCGAACAAGUGGUUGUUGAUCCAUUUGAUCCACGUGGAGGAAUAUCCUAUCAUCCGAAAAUGUCUUCCAUACAGAAUAAAAAUCUUAAUAAAACUGCCAAUUCUUCCAAUGGUGGUGGUACCAGUACCAGUGGUGGUGGAAAUACAAAUAAUAAUAAUAAUCCAUCAUCGUCAUCAUCUUCAAAUAAUAAUAAUGUGCCUAAAACAACAACAACAAUAACAAAUCAAGAUCUUAGUAAUAAUCAUAAUAAUAAUAAUAAUAACAAUAAUCAAGAUAAUCUUGAUGAAAGUGAAAAUUGUUUCGAGGAUCCAAAUACAUGGAUAGAAUCAUUACAUUCAUUACCGGAUAAUGUUAUGGAAAUUGAGAAUCGACAACGUUCAAUGAAUGGCGAAUCACAGCAACAACAACAACAGCCACCACCAAUUCCACCAAGAAAAUCAUCACCAAUAACAACACCUAAACAUCAGCCAAUCAUCAUUUCAUCAUCAUCAUUACAAUUGUUGAAUAAUUUAGAUAAUCGAAAAACAACAACGACGACGACGAAUGAUGAUUUAAUUCCAUUACAACAACAACAAUCAUCAUCAUCAUGUCAUCAUCCAAUGUUGUUGUUGAAAACAAUCAACAACAACAAUCAUAAUAAUGGCAAUGGAAUAGUCGAUGAUAAUUCAACAACACCAGUAUGGCCUAUAUUAAAAUAGAUUUUUGUCAACAUUCUGUGAAUGACAUCCAAACGCUAAUCAGAUUAUGUAAUAUAAACAAUGAUAUAUUGCUACUGUUGUUCAAAAAAAAUAGCCAAAAAAAAUGAUUACAAGUUUG
This is a messenger RNA of Dermatophagoides pteronyssinus (European house dust mite), 2164 nucleotides long. RefSeq names its product E3 ubiquitin-protein ligase CBL (gene Cbl). Gene Ontology annotation, biological process: cell surface receptor signaling pathway; negative regulation of epidermal growth factor-activated receptor activity. The record is from RefSeq and is a predicted model, not a curated record. Lineage: Eukaryota; Metazoa; Arthropoda; Arachnida; Sarcoptiformes; Pyroglyphidae. Gene Ontology annotation, cellular component: plasma membrane; membrane raft. Gene Ontology annotation, molecular function: SH3 domain binding; phosphotyrosine residue binding; ubiquitin protein ligase activity.